AUGGACUCGUUCUACGCAGAGGUGGAGCGAGUCCGUCUCGGCCUCCCGGCCGACCGCCCGCUCGUAGUCCAGCAGUGGGAGUCGCUCAUCGCGGUCAACUACCCUGCACGAAGGCACGGCAUUGCCCGAUCGCGCGGCAAGGGCAUCAUCGAUCCGGUCGAGGCCAAGGAGGCAUGUCCCCAUCUCGUGGCUGUCCACGUCCCGCUCUUUACCCUCGAGGGCAUGAUCGACCUGGACAUCAACGAGUCCAUCACCUCGCAGGCGAGGGCGAGGAGGCCCAUGGGCAAGGCCUGUCUUGACCGCUAUCGCGAGGCUGGCUACAAGGUCAUCCAGAUUUUCAAGAGGUUCACGCCGGCUGUGGAGCGUGCCUCCAUCGACGAGGCCUUUAUCGACAUCACAGAUCUGGUCGAGGCUCGCGCUGCUGCCGCUGCCGCCGCAAGGGGACCCGAGUGGUGGCGAUCAGAGUCAUUUGCGGGCUCGGCGGUGGUGACCGGGCCAAAGUCUGCGAUCGGCGGCGAAGAGGUGCGUGUGGCCUCGCUUUCGUCGGCCUUGCUCUGCCUCGGCGCGCGCCUGGCAAGCGAGAUGCGUGCUGCAGUCUCCGAUGAGCUGGGCUACUCGUGCUCGGCCGGCGUGGCACAGACCAAGAUGCUGGCCAAAAUCGCGUCGGCUGCCAACAAGCCCGACGGGCAAGCUGUUGUCCUGCCCGGCAACGUCGCCGGCUUUAUGGCCGACAUGCCGCUCAAGGACAUUCCAGGGCUCGGCGGUAAGCUCGGCGGAGUGUUGGCCGAGGCACUCGGCGCGACUACCGCCGGCGAGGUGCUCGCCGCGCCACGGACAGCCCUCGAUGCAGCCCUUGCUGGCGCCCGCACUCUCCACGCCUCGCCGCGCUGGGUCAUCGCCUCGUGUGAUGGCUCGCGGAACGAGUCCGUUUCGCCGGUCUACAAGCCCAACUCGAUGCUGGCCCAGAAGCGAUUCAAGGGCCUCGUUGACAAGUCGGUCGUCCGCUCCUGGGUUCGCAUCCUCAUCCUCGAAGUUGCCACCCGCAUCUCGACCUACCGCCAGUACUACAACGGCGCGCCGACUACUAUCACACUCUCGUCCGAGUCGAGCCCGCCGUCGGGCACCAUCUCGCGCUCGGGCUCCGCCCAGCUACCGUACUUGCCGAAGGAUCCCGAGAAGGUCAUCGCCGCCGUCUCGGACCGCGUCCUUGCCCAGCUCGACGUCAUUGCGCCGCCGCUUCCAGUCACGCUCCUCACACUCUCGGCCCGCAACUUUGUUGAUCUCGUCGACGACGAGAACGCCAUCUCAGCCUUCUUUACUGCCGACCAAUCACCGGCGGAAGCUGAAGAAGCACCACUGCCAUCCUCAACCGCCACCAAGCCUGAACCAGCUCCUGGCCCCGCGCCCGCAUCCGAGCCUGACAUUAUUGCGCUGACGCAAGAUGUGGUGUGUGAUCGAUGUGGCAUGCAGAUGCUGCCGUCCGCCGCACCCGCGCAUCGCGACUUUCACCUCGCAGCCGACCUCCACGCCCAGCUCAAUCCGCUCUCAGACCCGAGCCACACGCUUGGCUUCCGCGCCGCACCGCGCUCACCUGCCAAGCGAUCCGCACCAUCAUCGUCGUCUGCCUCGACCGCCUCCACCCGCCCCUCCAAAAAGGCCAAGCCGAGCUCGAGCGCCUCUCUCACCUCUUGGUUCGGGCCUGCACCCAAGGUGGAGGCCGAGAAGGAGGCUGAGCGGAGGCGGCGUGAGGCGGCGCCGGCCGAACUGGCUGCGCGACCCAGCGGCGAGACGGGCCGAUGCGAGUCAGAGUCCGACGCAACGAGCCACGGGUCGACGGGCGAAGACGAACCGGCGUCUGGAUCGUCGUCGAUGGCGGCAGACUCCGAGUCGGCGUCGGGAUCGAGCGAGCGCGACAACGAGAGCGAGAGCGAGCGCGAGUGCGCCGCGGGUGCAGAUGGCGCAGGCGCGAGCAGAAAGGCCCGGCGCCGUCCUGGCGUGGGUGCGUUUGGGCUGACCAAGCAGCACUUUCGGCUUCAGACUGUGUUUGAGAAGGAGCCGCGCGAGAUCAUCGAAGCGCGAAAGGCCACAGCGCGCGAGCCACUCGUCCGCCCGGCGUGCGAGCCGGGCGAGCGGUUCUCGACGCUCCGGAUGACCGACGCCGAGCUGGACGCCAUGGCCGACUCCAUUCCCAUGCCGAAGCGACCGAUAUGCCCGCAUGGCUCGUCGAAGGAUGCCAUUGUCGCUGCGGAAGAGGCCGCGUACACAGCAUGGCUAGAGAGCGUGUAUGGGCAGUGGCCGCGCGAGCGGCUCAACUACUUUGAGCACAACCUCGAGGUGUGGCGCGAGCUCUGGCGGGUCCUUGCCAUCUCGGACAUUCUCUGCCUGCUGGUCGACGCCCGUGCGCCGCUCUUCCACUUUCCGCCGUCGCUCUACCACCACGUCACCGCCGACCUUGGCAAGCCGCUGGUCCUUGUGCUGACCAAAGUCGAUCUUGUUGCGCCGCAGACGCUUGCUGCGUGGAUCAAGUACUUUGAGACCAAGUACCCCAAGCUGGCGGUGGUUCCCGUCUCGUCGUUGCCUAAUGCGCCGAUCACGACGCCGACCGCGUACCGGACCGAUGAGCGUGGCCGGCUGCUGUACCGCAAGCGGCGUCGCCGCAAGCAGGCGCAGCGCCCACCGCAGGGCCUGGCCAGGCUUGCCCGCGAGAUAGCACAGCUGCCUGAGGCCCGCGCGGCAAGCGGCAUCGAUUGGGAUGAGCUUAUCGACACGCUACUGGUCCGCGAAGAGCGCGUGCGAACCCAGAUCGAGGCAGCUCACGAUGACGCGCGCGCCGCUGCGGCUGUGGAGGCACGUUCCGCCGCAGGCGACGUUCCAAGCUCUGACGAUGGUAGUGACGAGUACGUCAUCGGGCGGAAGCGCGGUUCGUUUGUGACGCUCGGCAUGAUCGGGCAUCCGAACGUGGGUAAGUCGGCGCUCAUCAAUGCGCUCAUGGGCAAGCAUGUGGUGUCGGUCAAGCGGACGCCCGGGCACACCAAGGCGCUGCAGACGCACUUUCUCACGCACAACAUCCAGCUGUCAGACUGCCCCGGGCUCAUCUUUCCCAAGGUCGACAUGUCCAAGCCGUUACAAGUGCUCUGUGGCCUCUAUCCGACGUCCCAGGUUGUGGAGCCGUUCUCGGCCAUCCGCUACCUUGCCGAGCGGGUGCCGGUCGAGGUUGUGUACGAACUGCAGCUUCCUGUCGAGUCGGACGAGGACGAUGAUGGCGGCGGCCCGCCGCGGCCCGCGCUCAAGAAGCUGAAGAAGGCAAUGGCCCAGGAUGAGCGGCUUGAGCUUAACCGGAUGGGAAAAGCGCUGUCCAAGGCACGGGUCCGGUACGUGGCAGAGCACCUGGCCUUGUCGCGGAGCUGGAAAGCUGCGGCUGCGGCGACGGGCGAGCCGUUUGCCGCUGCCACGGUGGCCUAUCUCGAGGAUGCGCAGCAGUGGACGGCGUGGAAGAUGUGCGAGGCUUACGCCAUCAAGCGCGGGUUCUUUACACCCAACACCGGGCGGCCAGACGUUUACCGGGCGGCCAUCAAGAUGAUCUACGACGUGCUCGACGGCUACGUCGUCUUCUCCUUCCUCCCGCCCGCAGACUACGAGCUCAGCGGACCGGACGAGGUCGACAGACUGCUGUUGGGCUUUCGCCACGCCUCAUCGGCCUGGUAA
Molecule: messenger RNA, 3705 nt
Organism: Thecamonas trahens ATCC 50062
Lineage: Eukaryota; Apusomonadida; Apusomonadidae
Product: DNA polymerase eta
Exons: 3
Coding region: 1-3705 (1234 amino acids)
Biological process (GO): response to radiation; error-prone translesion synthesis
Cellular component (GO): nucleus; replication fork; site of double-strand break
Molecular function (GO): damaged DNA binding; DNA-directed DNA polymerase activity; GTP binding
Source: RefSeq, a predicted model, not a curated record